GGACAAGGGCGUGGGAAAUCCGAGAUGGGAGGUGAGGAACAGGAAGUGGCUCAAGGGUAGGGGAAGUGCUGUAGGCUGACCAGAUGAGGUGAGAGUUGGGCUGCCCCAGCAGGCUAAGGCUAAGGCGCAGUGAAAGUGUUAGCAGAAACCCUUCAAACUGACUUACAGGGGAGACGGGGGCUGGCUGGCUGGCUGAGACCCAAGUGUUGGUGGGGGCAUUUCUCCUCCUUGUAAACGUUAGGCCUACUUCCCCUCUCUCUGACCUAGCAGGUGCAGGCCUCCCCAGGUCUGGGGUAGAAUGGGGGUAGAAGGGUGACAGCCAGACCAGAGAAGUCUCCGGUGGCUGCAGCGUGGUCUGUGUCCAGAUACAGCCCUGGCAGUCCCUUCCUGCUCCAUGGGGCAGGUCAGAGCUGCUCUCUCCACAGGUGCUGGAGGUGAGGUGGGAGUCAUGGACAGGGGAGGUCGUGGAAAAAUCCCCUAGAGAUGCUAUCAGAGGUCCCAGGUUCCACCCCAGUGUGUCACCACCUCGCUGUGUGACCUUGAGCAAGUGCCAUUAUUUCUCUGAGCUUGUUUAUUUAUAAAAUGGGGAAGAGUCACCACAAAUUUGACAAGAUUUCUCAGGCUCCACCCGGUUCUGAAAUUCGGUAAUUUCCCAACUAUAGUGCACCCACUCUGCAAGUGACUGGGAAGGGGACUGGUGAGAAAUCAAGUUCAGCGUGUGGAGAGGAGCCUAUCAGCCCAUCUUGGGCCUGGCGAACCCCUGCCCUUGGAAGAGAUGCCCUGUAUCCAAGCCCAAUAUGGGACACCAGCACCGAGCCCAGGAUCCCGUGACCACCUGGCAAGCGACCCCCUGACCCCCGAGCUCAGCAAGCCCACCAUGGACCUGGCCAGCCCUGAGGCAGCCCCCACUGCCCCCACUGCCCUGCCUAGCUUCAGCACCUUCAUGGAUGGCUACACAGGGGAGUUUGACACCUUCCUCUACCAGCUGCCGGGAACAGCCCAGCCAUGUUCCUCGGCCUCCUCUUCGGCCUCCUCCACAUCCUCAUCCUCGGCCACCUCCCCUGCCUCUGCUUCUUUCAAGUUUGAGGACUUCCAGGUGUACGGCUGCUAUCCUGGCCCGUUGAGCGCCCCCCUGGAUGAGACCCUGUCCUCCAGUGGCUCCGACUACUAUGGCAGCCCCUGCUCAGCACCGUCACCGUCCACGCCCAGCUUCCAGCCGCCCCAGCUGUCUCCCUGGGACGGCUCAUUCGGCCCCUUCUCACCCAGCCAGACGUAUGAAGGCCUGCGGGCAUGGACAGAGCAGCUGCCCAAGGCUUCUGGGCACCCCCAGCCACCGGCCUUCUUUUCCUUCAGCCCCCCCGCCGGCCCCAGCCCCAGCCUUGUCCAAAGCCCCUUGAAGCUAUUCCCCACACAGGCCCCCUGCCAGCUGGGGGAGAGAGAGAGUUAUUCCAUGUCGGCGGCUUUCCCAGGCCUGGCGCCCACUUCUCCACACCUGGAUGGCCCAGGGAUGCUGGAUGUACCUGUGCCCUCUGCCAAGGCCCGGAGCGGGGCUCCAGGUGGAAGCGAGGGCCGCUGUGCCGUGUGUGGGGACAAUGCUUCGUGCCAGCAUUAUGGUGUCCGCACCUGCGAGGGCUGCAAGGGCUUCUUCAAGCGCACAGUGCAGAAAAACGCCAAGUACAUCUGCCUGGCUAACAAGGACUGCCCUGUGGACAAGAGGCGGCGAAACCGCUGCCAGUUCUGCCGCUUCCAGAAGUGCCUGGCCGUAGGCAUGGUGAAGGAAGUUGUCCGGACAGACAGCCUGAAGGGACGGCGGGGGCGGCUCCCUUCAAAGCCCAAGCAGCCCCCAGAUGCCUCUCCUGCCAAUCUCCUCACCUCCCUGGUCAGGGCGCACCUGGACUCGGGGCCCAGCACGGCCAAACUGGAUUACUCCAAGUUCCAGGAGCUGGUGCUGCCCCACUUUGGGAAGGAAGAUGCUGGGGAUGUGCAGCAGUUCUAUGACCUGCUUUCGAGUUCCCUGGAGGUUAUCCGCAAGUGGGCCGAGAAGAUCCCCGGCUUUGCUGAGCUGUCCCCGGGCGACCAGGACCUGCUGCUGGAGUCAGCCUUCCUGGAACUCUUCAUCCUCCGCCUGGCCUACCGGUCCAAGCCUGCCGAGGGGAAACUCAUUUUCUGCUCAGGCCUGGUGCUGCACCGGCUCCAGUGCGCCCCUGGCUUUGGCGACUGGAUCGACAGCAUCCUGGCCUUCUCUCGGUCCCUGCAUGGCUUGGUGGUCGACGUCCCUGCCUUUGCCUGCCUCUCUGCACUCGUCCUCAUCACAGACCGGCACGGGCUGCAGGAGCCCCGGCGGGUGGAGGAACUUCAGAACCGAAUUGCCAGCUGCCUGAAGGAGCACGUCUCGGCCGUGGCGGGCGAGCCCCAGCCAGCCAGCUGCCUGUCACGCCUGCUGGGCAAGCUGCCCGAGCUUCGGACCCUGUGCACCCAGGGCCUGCAACGCAUCUUCUACCUCAAGCUGGAGGACCUGGUGCCCCCUCCACCCAUCGUCGACAAGAUCUUUAUGGACACGCUGCCCUUCUGACCCCAGCCCAGGAACACGCGUGCACCGUGCGUGCACCCUCCUACGCCACCCCACGUGCCUUUAGCCCACGGACCCUCGGACCCUCGGAGCAACCCCACCCUGGCCUGGCCUUGAGCUGCAGACUGGUCGGCCUCCCCACUUGCUCUGGGUGGUUGGCAGGGAGCUGACGCCCUGGGGGAGGGGGAUGCACUCACGGGGGUGACCCCUACUAUUUGUCUUACCCCCUAGCCCAGCCCCGGCCUUCAUGUUUUUGUAAGAUAAACCGUUUUUAACACACACCGCUGUGCUGUAAAUAAGCCGAAUGCUGCUGUAAAUACAGGAAGGAAGAGGCUGCAUUGGGAGAGGGGGUUCGGGAGGGAGCGGUGGCCCCCACCAGCCUGGGCGAGCCCUUUCCCGCCUCCUUGCACCUGCUCUCUCUCCUCGCCCUCUUUUCCACAUGUACAGAAACUUACUCUAGGAAGAAGACAAAUGACAGAUUCUGACAUUUAUAUUUGUGUAUUUUCCUGGAUUUAUAGUAUGUGACUUUUCUGAUUAAUAUAUUUAAUAUAUUGAAUAAAAAAUAGACAUGUAGCUGAAA
Molecule: messenger RNA, 3149 nt
Organism: Panthera uncia (snow leopard)
Lineage: Eukaryota; Metazoa; Chordata; Mammalia; Carnivora; Felidae
Gene: NR4A1
Product: nuclear receptor subfamily 4 group A member 1
Exons: 7
Coding region: 776-2572 (598 amino acids)
Biological process (GO): cellular response to corticotropin-releasing hormone stimulus; regulation of transcription by RNA polymerase II
Cellular component (GO): nucleus; transcription regulator complex
Molecular function (GO): zinc ion binding; RNA polymerase II cis-regulatory region sequence-specific DNA binding; nuclear receptor activity
Source: RefSeq, a predicted model, not a curated record